AAUGCCACUUUCUUGAUGGACUUAUUAAGUUGUUGACCCAAAGAAGCAGCCUAACCAUAUCUUUGUCCAGGCUGCAGUAACUCAUUUUUCUGCAUUAUAUAAACACAUUUUGUCUGAAUUGAACCAUAGACUCAUAAAAAGCAUAAUAAAUGGCUAAAGCCAGUCUUUUUAUUCUAAAACUUCUUCUUAUCUUGGUAUCUACAGCUUGGGUUUCUCUCUGGAUUCUCAAGCCAACAGAAGUAUGGACAAGAACUUGGAAAGCAGCAGAAGAAAAAGCAUCAGCUUCUGUUUUUGGCUAUAAUGGCCUUUGUUUCGCUGUCUACUCGUUUCCUGUCGUUGUUUUCGCCAUAUUUGGUUUCGUUUACUUGGAACAGAAGAAGCAGAAGGAGGAAGGAAAAUCCAGGCAAGAAAGGAGAUGUUUAGCCUUUCUCAGCAAUCCUUUGAUUGUGAAGAGUUCUCUAGGGAUCUUAUCUGGGAUUGAAAUCCUUGGUGUGUCUCUGUUCAUCAUCUUUCUGGCAUGGACUUUCUACACUCGCAUUGCUAAUGAUUUCAGGAAAACUGUCCAAAUCAAAGAUUUCAAGCUGGCAGUAUGGCAAUACAGAAUGUUGAGAGUGGCUACACGGUUUGGUUUACUGACAGAGGCCUGCUUAGCCCUUCUCCUUCUUCCUGUCUUGAGGAGGAUGGCUGUGUUCCGAUUGCUGGGCCUCCAGUUUGAAGUUUCAGUCAGAUACCACACCUGGCUUGGCACUGCAAUGAUAUUCUUUGCCACGUUGCACGGUGCAGGCACUUUCUUCAUAUGGGGCAUCAAACAUCGCAUUCAUGAAGAGAUGUGGAGGUGGCAAAAGGUGGGGAGAAUAUACGUUGCUGGGGAGAUCACACUGAUUACAGGUUUAAUCAUUUGGGUCACAUCACUUCCACAGAUAAGAAGGAAAUGCUUUGAGGUUUUCUAUUACACCCACCAUUUGUACAUAGUUUUCUUGGUGUUUUUCCUGUUCCAUGGAGGAGACAGACACUUUUACAUGGUUUUUCCUGGGAUUUUCCUCUUCGCCAUAGACAAGCUCCUCCGGAUCAUUGAGUCAAGACCACACACUCGCAUUCUUUCUGCUCGAAUCUUCCCUUCCAAGGCCAUAGAGCUCAUUCUACCAAAAGAUCCAAGACUGAAAUAUACACCUACAAGUGUAAUAUUUGUGAAGAUCCCAAGCAUUUCUGAGUUUCAGUGGCACCCCUUUAGCCUGACUUCUAGCUCCAGUGUUGAUGAUCACACAAUGUCAAUUAUGAUCAAAUGUGAAGGAUGGUGGGGAAGCUCUCUCUAUAACCUCAUCAGUUCUGCAGCCACAGAUUCAGAAGCUGAUCAACUCCUGCCCAUCCCAAUUGCAGUAGAAGGCCCAUACGGGCCUGCAACGCUAGAGUUUCUGAGAUACAAUAGCCUAGUUCUAGUUGCAGGAGGAAUUGGGAUUACUCCAAUUUUAAGCAUACUACAAGAAAUUGGCUCUGGUAACAGAAAUGUGUUCCCUGGAAGAGUACAGAUUAUCUUUGCAACUAAAAGAUCCCAAGAUGUUUGUAUGUUAAACCCGGUUCUGUCUCGACUACUCGACUCUAAGCUGAAAAUCCAUUUGAAACUAAAAGUUUAUGUGACCCAAGAAAAGCAGACUAAUCAAACCUUGCUGGAAAUGCUUGAUCAUGAUGAGGUAUCUGUAACACAACUGAGAAACUUUGAGUCCAAGUUCUCAGGCUACUUGCCAUAUGGACCUGAGAAUUUGUACUGGAUGGCAGCCAUUGCUGCAUCUGCAUCCAUUCUUUUUAUGCUAUUCCUUGCUUCCUUCAACCAUGUUUUUCUUCAUACUGGUAAUAAUAAGAAGUCAUCAUCAAAGGACAAAACUCCCUCUUCAGUAGUUGAUCUCUUCCUUUUGUGCUCUUUCGCUAUGGCUUUGGUCUGUGUUGCUCUAAUAGCUGCUGUCAGGAGAUGGAAAUGCCUCAGAAAGGAAAUGCUACCAUUUGCAGACAAAGAAAGUAUAGCGUUGAAACCGCGGUUAACAGAAACGAACCUAAGCCAUGAUCAGGAACUUGAAGUCCAUUUUGGAGCAAGGCCAAACUUCCAAGAUAUCUUUGCAGAGUUUACAAAAGAAUCCAGGGGUUCAUAUACAGGAGUGUUUAUCUGUGGACCUGAGUCAAUGAAAGAGUCUGUGGCUUUAGCCUGCCAGCUGAGCUCUAAAGCUUGUAGACCACAGUUCAGCUUCCAUUCCCUAAACUUUUCACUGUAAUCCAAACAAUGAUGUUUGUGUUAUACUGAUAAAGCUAGAACUGAUCAGUGUUCAUCGAUAUAUCCCACUAAGCUAGUACUAAUGUACUAUUAUCUUCCUUUUUAUCUCCUCCUGGCAUCUUGUUUAUUGUUAGGCAAAGUCGUUCUUGAUUUGUGGUCAUCAUCCCACUUUCAUAUGAUAAGAUUAUACUAUUUUCAACUAAUCAAA
This is a messenger RNA of Ipomoea triloba (trilobed morning glory), 2468 nucleotides long. Its product is annotated as ferric reduction oxidase 8, mitochondrial. Gene Ontology annotation, cellular component: plasma membrane. The transcript is spliced from 7 exons. Gene Ontology annotation, molecular function: oxidoreductase activity. NCBI's taxonomy places the organism in Eukaryota, Viridiplantae, Streptophyta, Magnoliopsida, Solanales, Convolvulaceae. The coding region runs from base 150 to 2261 and encodes 703 amino acids. The record is from RefSeq and is a predicted model, not a curated record.